Messenger RNA from Cryptococcus wingfieldii CBS 7118, 1503 nucleotides. RefSeq names its product fumarate hydratase, mitochondrial. Gene Ontology annotation, molecular function: fumarate hydratase activity. Gene Ontology annotation, cellular component: tricarboxylic acid cycle heteromeric enzyme complex; mitochondrion. The transcript has 8 exons. Gene Ontology annotation, biological process: tricarboxylic acid cycle; fumarate metabolic process; malate metabolic process. Bases 1 to 1503 code for a protein of 500 amino acids. The record is from RefSeq and is a predicted model, not a curated record. NCBI's taxonomy places the organism in Eukaryota, Fungi, Basidiomycota, Tremellomycetes, Tremellales, Cryptococcaceae.
AUGUCCAUCUCCAGAGCAGCCCGCAACGCUACAAAGCUCAACCGCGCCAUCCCCCGAGUCGCUUCUGCCACCCCCCGCCCCUUUUCCACCUCCUCCACCAUCAUGUCAGAGUACAGAAUCGAGAAAGACACCUUCGGUGACCUCCAGGUCCCGUCUACCAGGUACUGGGGCGCCCAGACCCAGCGAAGUUUGAUGAACUUUGACAUUGGUGGUCCCACCGAGCGAAUGCCCCCUCCUCUCAUCAAGGCCUUCGGCGUCCUCAAGAAGGCCGCCGCUACCGUCAACCAGACCUACGGUCUCCCCGCCGAUGUCGCCCAGAACAUCCAAAAGGCUGCCGACGAGGUCAUCUCUGGCAAGCUCAUCGACGAGUUCCCCCUUGUCGUCUUCCAGACCGGGUCCGGUACCCAGACCAACAUGAACGUGAACGAGGUCAUUAGCAACAGGGCUAUUGAGCUUAUGGGCGGAGAGUUGGGUUCCAAGAAGCCUGUCCACCCCAACGACCACGUCAACAUGAGCCAGUCUUCUAACGACACUUUCCCUACGGCUAUGCACGUCGCUGCUGUCGUCGAGAUCAACGAGCAGCUCCUUCCCGCCCUCAAGGAGCUCCACGCCGCCUUUGCUGAAAAGGCCGAGUCUUUCAAGGACAUUAUCAAGAUCGGUCGAACCCACUUGCAGGACGCUACUCCCUUGACUCUCGGCCAAGAGUUCAGCGGCUACGUGACCCAGCUCGAAAGGGGUAUCGGUCGAGUGGAGAGCACCCUCAAGAACUUGGGCUACUUGGCGCAGGGUGGUACCGCUGUCGGUACUGGAUUGAACACCAGAGUUGGCUUUGAUGUCAAGGUCGCCGAGGAGAUCUCCAAGAUCACUGGCCACAAGUUCGAGACUGCCCCCAACAAGUUCGAGGCUCUUGCCGCCCACGAUGCCAUCGUGGAGGCUUCCGGUGCCCUCAACACCGUCGCUGUCAGCUUGAUGAAGAUUGCCAACGACAUCCGAUACCUCGGUUCCGGUCCCCGAUGUGGUCUUGGUGAGCUCGAGCUUCCCGAGAACGAGCCCGGAUCUUCCAUCAUGCCCGGCAAGGUCAACCCCACGCAAUGUGAGGCCCUCACCAUGGUCGCCGCUCAAGUCAUGGGUAACAACACCACCAUCUCCGUCGCCGGCUCUUACGGUCAAUUCGAGCUCAACGUCUUCAAGCCCGUCCUCAUCAAGAACCUCCUCCAGUCCAUCCGUCUCCUUGCCGACGGUUCCAGGAGCUUCACCAAGAACUGUGUGGUUGGAAUCAAGGCCAACGAGGAGCAGAUAAAGAAGAUCAUGAAUGAGAGUUUGAUGUUGGCUACUUGCUUGAACAGCAAGCUUGGUUACGAUGAUGUCGCCAAGAUUGCCAAGAAGGCUCACCGUGAAGGUCUUACCCUCAAGGAGUCUACCCUCGCCCUCGGCAAGCUCACCUCUGAAGAGUUCGACUCUCUUGUCCGACCCGAACUCAUGUUGGCCCCCACCGAGGCUUAA